Messenger RNA from Aaosphaeria arxii CBS 175.79, 1158 nucleotides. RefSeq lists its product as uncharacterized. The transcript has a single exon. Lineage: Eukaryota; Fungi; Ascomycota; Dothideomycetes; Pleosporales. The record is from RefSeq and is a predicted model, not a curated record. The coding region runs from base 1 to 1158 and encodes 385 amino acids.
AUGUCGUCUCCCCAAUACACCAACCCAGUGAGCCAGCGACCGUUGACACCUCCUGAAUCCGAAGACGAUAUGAGUAGUCAACCUGGAUCCAAGGCUUCCAAAGCCUCACCGCCGCCGUCGUCGUCUGCGAUCGACUUCAACAAGGCUUCGCAGUUCGACUCUGGAUACUUCGGCGAAGCUGUACACGCUCCUGGAGAGAGCCCGGCGAAUACUUCAGAUGAAGAAAAAGAUGCGCAAAAGUCAGAUUCACCAAAAGGUUCUGCCAGCACGCCCAAGGCCCAAUCCAAAUCUUCGUCCCAUCUCCCAAUCACCCCAUCUCCGACACCCGCCCGACAUCGAACCUCCACGCCACAACCCAUCGAUAUAGAACGCCCAUAUACACCCACGCCGCUCUUCCCCAAGACUCUCAAUGGUCAGCAAUCGAAUAUCGGAGUGCCUCAAUAUCCCUAUACCCCCGAUAGCGCCCGCUCAGCACACGGUCGCUCCCAUGUGUUUCCCACUGUAACACCUCUGCCUUCUAUGCCAUGGACCGAUCCUGUAUCUCCCUCAGGGUCUCCCGUGCAAUCUGCGCUUUCCUCCUGUAUCUCUAAGUUGGAAAAUCUCAUCCAAUCCUCCCAGCCUAACGAUGUGCAAAUGGAGCAUAUUGUUGCGCAGUUCGAAUCCAUAUCUUCUUUCCUAUCCGCGCCAGAAUCCCAAACGAGGCAGACAGACGAUGUUCUGUUCACGGAAUUGGAAAACACUCUGAACGAGGAAGGCGACAAUGUCCACGCAGAUGGAAAGACGACGCAGCACGAUGGUGAAGGUCUCAAUCUUGCGGAAGUCCCUGAUCACCUAGUUGCAAAGGAGUACGUGGGCAAGGUUGGCCGCUACAUCCUGGGCGUAAAGAAGCAUGUCGACGAUCUAAAGUUGAGGAUGGAGGAAGUCAAGCUUUUGAACUCGAUUCAGGUCGACAUCAUCCAGGAUCUGAGAACCGAAUUGCGAACAAGAAUCCACGAGACCGGCGGGACGGGCAAUCUUUCCGCAACACCGAGCGAAGAUGAAGCCACUUCAUCAGGUGGAUCGACUCCUCGCCGAUUCGUACCACCAUACCAGGCAAGCUUCUGGGGUUCGGUACGCGAAGCUCUCGACCAAGUCGGAGACAUAUGGCUCGACUGGUAA